Lineus longissimus is the source of this 5268-nucleotide messenger RNA. RefSeq names its product piwi-like protein 1. The coding region runs from base 206 to 3013 and encodes 935 amino acids. The record is from RefSeq and is a predicted model, not a curated record. Gene Ontology annotation, cellular component: P granule. The transcript has 20 exons. Gene Ontology annotation, molecular function: protein binding; RNA endonuclease activity; piRNA binding. Lineage: Eukaryota; Metazoa; Nemertea; Pilidiophora; Heteronemertea; Lineidae. Gene Ontology annotation, biological process: regulatory ncRNA-mediated gene silencing.
CAUUGGAGGAAUUGCCAUAGUGUAUUUGCUCCCAAAACUUCAAUAAAUAACCGUAAUCGUAUGGUUGAACCCCAAUUAAUUAGACGUCUGAGAAAAGAUUUUGAUCUAGAGAACAAAGAGAUACAUUUGUAUUGAUUGGAGAAGCAACAAGAGUGGAGUUCUGACUGUUUUAUAAAAACCGCCAAGGUCAAGAAAUUCACCAUCCAUGGCCAGUGGCGGGUAUGGCCGUGGUGGGAGGGGUGCAGCUCUGCUGCAGGCCCUGAGCCAGCCAGUCAGGCGCCCAGGGGAGGAAAAAGAGAACACACCAACGACUACAUCCCCUCCUGCCAGCUCCACACCAGUGCCAACUACUACGCCUGCUCCAAUGGGACGAGGCCUUGCACUGGGUAGAGGUGCUUACAUGUCAUCACUGCUAGAAGCAGCAAAGAAAACAUCUUCUGACAGUGCUACUGGUAGUGUUGCAAGUCGGCCAGGUUCCACACCAAGGGUGACUGCCCCAGCACCAGCUGGAAGAGGUGUAGCCGCACUUGGACGAGGAGUAGCUGCAAUUUCCCUUGGCGGGCGAGGCAUAGCAAGCAUGGGGACGCCAGCCACCAUGUCACCUGCUCAUUCCGAGGCAGCAAGCAGCAAUAAACCUCCAUCACCUAAAGGAGGAGGCCAGGGAUUUUCUGAUAACGUGAAUGUGAUCAACGUUGCAGGCAAGCCAGCAAUGGUUUUUAAGGGCACCAGUGGUAAACCGGUGCAUCUUGGUGCCAACUCAAUUCAUAUAAAGUCUGGUAAUGCUGCCAUUUAUCAAUAUGCCAUUCACUUCCAUCCACAAGUUGACUCAAGGAACAUGCGCUACAGAUUAAUCAACGAGCAGCGUGCAACGAUAGGUCCUGUCAAGGCUUUUGAUGGUUGCAUACUCUUCCUGCCAAAACAACUUGAGCAUAAGCAAAUUACUAUUCAGUCAAAGAAGCCGACUGAUGGUUCUCCGGUUGCCAUAACAAUAACGCUCACAAAAAUGUUGUCGCCUGGAGCAGAGGAAUGUAUGCAAGUUUAUAAUGUAAUAUUCCGAAGGAUGAUGGCCUGCCUAAAAUUGGUGCAGAUAAAUCGCAAUCAUUACUAUCCAGGUGGAGCUGUUCAGGUUCCACAACACAAAUUAGAAAUCUGGCCGGGGUACUGCACUGCAAUUGCCGAACAGGAAGGUGGUCUGAUGUUGCUGACAGAUGUCAGCCAUCGAGUUCUCAGGACACUGACAGUCCUUGAUGUGAUGUGUGAUAUACAAAAGAAGAAUCGGAACUUCCGGGACAAUGUCAUCAAGGCGGUGCAAGGCUGUACGGUGUUGACACGGUACAACAACAAGACAUACCGAAUAGACGAUAUAGCCUGGGAUCAAAAUCCCAAGUGUUCGUUUUUGUCCUCGGCAACGGGUGAGAGUAUGACGUACCAGGAGUAUUACUUAAAGAAUUACAACAAGAAGAUAUUCGAUGACGAACAGCCACUGCUCAUUCACCGACCGAAAGUCUCCAAACAGGAACAGCAGAAGAGAGAACCAAGAGAAGGGCGGCCACGUGCAGAAGUUAUAUGUCUUGUCCCGGAGUUAUGCUAUUUGACCGGGCUGACUGAUGAGAUGCGGGAUGAUUUCCGCGUGAUGAAGGACUUGGCUGUCCACACCCGCAUCAACCCAAACCAAAGAAAUCGAAGCCUGCGAGAAUUCAUCAGAAAUGUCAAGCAGAACGAAGACGCGAGCAAACAGCUUGAGGACUGGGGUCUCCAGCUUGACACAGAUACGCUGAACCUCGAUGGCCGCCAGCUCCCACCAGAAGAUAUCUUCUGGCGUGGUGGUCAAACCCAAGGAACCGUUCAAGCGGAUUGGGGACGAGACUUGAACAGACAGAAAGUGAUCUCAGCGGUUGAUAUUGUCAACUGGAUGGUUCUGUCCACUCAACGAGAUUCCCCAAAGGCGAAUGACUUCAUCAAAAUGAUGAAACAGAUUGGACCAUCCAUUGGUAUCAACAUCCGAGAUCCUCAUCAGAUCCACCUAAAGGAUGACAGAGUUGACACCUACCUGCGUAGCAUCAAGGAGAAUCUCAAUAACACGGUUCAGUGUGUAGUCACCAUCUUCCCCACUAAGAGAGAUGAUCGUUACAGUGCUGUGAAGAAGCUGUGCUGUGUAGAACAACCUGUACCUUCCCAGGCCAUCAACGCCCGGACAAUCAGCGAUAAGAAUAAACUCAAAUCUGUCGUAAUGAAGAUUGCCCUUCAGAUCAACUGCAAAUUGGGAGGAGAGCUGUGGGCUGUCGAGAUGCCAACAAAAAAUAUGAUGGUGAUCGGCAUCGAUGUGUACCAUGAAGGUAAAGGAGGAAAAGGCAAGUCGGUGGGUGGUUUCGUCGCGAGUACGAACCCGGAACUGACUCGGUGGUACAGCAGGGUCUGCAUCCAGCUUCCUCACCAGGAGUUGAUCGAUGGCCUUAAAUCUUGCAUAACUGCAGCUCUGAAGAAGUACCACGAGAUAAACCAUGACCUGCCGGGCCGAAUCAUGAUCUUCCGUGAUGGUGUAGGCGAUGGCCAACUGGCUCGAGUGGCAGACUACGAAGUCCAACAGAUCACAGAGUGUUUCCGUCACUUUGGAGAUUACCAUCCAAAGCUGGGAGUAGUCGUCGUCCAGAAGAGGAUUAAUACCAGGAUCUGGAGUGUCAUGAACCGAGACCUUGAAAACCCUCCACCUGGAACAAUUGUAGAUCACACCAUUACUAGACGUGACUGGUAUGAUUUCUUCCUGAUCAGUCAGCAUGUCCGUCAGGGUACCGUCAGUCCCACUCACUACGUUGUUGUUCACGACUCCAGCGGACUGAGCCCAAAUCAAAUACAGCGCUUGGCCUACAAGUUGACACAUCUCUAUUACAAUUGGCCUGGAACAGUCAGGGUACCUGCUCCCUGUCAGUAUGCCCACAAGCUUGCCUACCUCAUUGGACAAAAUACGCACAAGGAGCACAGCUUGGAGCUUUCCGAUAGACUCUUCUUCCUGUAGACACCUACAGCUCUAUACCACGAACAACGGCAGCUUUUAUGUUCUCACUGUGGUGAAAGACUGUUAUGCGAUUUUGCGCAAAAAAGCAAGGAUGUGUUGUUGAAAGGAAGAAAUUACAUGUAUGUUAGUUGGAGAGGCGAUUUUGUUUCUGGAAUAUCGAAUUGAAGUCUAUACGAUCAGUUGUCAUCAAGAAUUUGUUUUAGCGCAUUCUGGUGCUGUUUGGACUGGCACCCCCAAAAAAAUUAUAUCUGUAGCACUCUCAUACCUAAUGUUGACUCGCAGCGAAAAAGUUGUUCUUGUAUGAAUAAGUCAUUAAGUCUCAUGUCUUAUUCCACAUGCAUUUUCCUUGUACAUGCAUUUGCCUUGCAGAAAAGUAGUGUUUUUUUUAGCUUAGUCACUGUGGUGUGUUGUUUAUAUCGGGGGAUAUUUGAUAGACUGCUGAGAUCAUAGUUCCUUGGGGUGAUCUAGUUUCAUCCUAAAGUUUGCUUCUUCAAGCAGAGUAUUGAUUUCUAUAUUGUACUGCAUUUACGCUUUUACUCAACGUACGUUCUACUUAGAAAAUUUGUGAAUUUUUGAUUUUAUCAGUGUUGGUAUUGCGCUGGACUUCCUGUACCGCUAUAUCAACAAGUGAAGUGGAACCUCCCUUAGGGCACUCCUCUUUACAAUAAAGGGAUAACCUCUCUUCUAAGGAAAUUGUGUUAACUUCCUAAUUGAUCUUUCCAAUUGAAUUUAAGCUCUGUAAUCAGGACAACUCUCAGUUAAGGAGAGCAUUUUUCAUUACAAAGUUUGUCUUUAAUAUAGGGUUCUACUGUACUUGUGAUCAAGUAACAGACAUGUACUUAUGAGACAAGUGUUUUGUCUUUAAUAUAGGGUUCUACUGUACUUGUGAUCAAGUAACAGACAUGUACUUAUGAGACAAGUGUUUUGUGAAAGUUGUGAACUGCCAGUAUGUCAACAUGCCAUUACCAAGAUGAUUCAUAAAACAAUGUGUUUAUAUAAACUGUUUUAUGUUACAUGUACACUUUACAUUAGGAACAUUACACAUUAUUCAAAUAAUAAAUAUCAACAGGUCUGUGUUUGUAUAUAUUUUUAACCAAGCCGAUAUUGACCAUAAGCUAGUUGUUAUUUUUUGAUGGUUAUGGGGCAUUUUGACCACCUGAGGCUCUGUGUCCUAGAUCCCUUAUUGAUGGCUGAUAUUUACCUUGGCUCAGUUGUUAAUAACACACAAGUUUGUCUGACUGUCGCUAAGAUGGGAACAGUUGUCCUAUAAAAAGUUGGAAGAGUUCACUUCAAAAGCCUUUUCAAAACAAUUAAAGAAAAAACAGUGUCUGGUCUUCCCAUUGUAAAAAUUGGGAGUAAGAAUGGAGUUUGACUUUGGGCAACUUUCAAUCCUGUCAUUGAUGUCAGUGAACCCGUUGAACAGGUUUCAGUUUGGGUUGGUCUGGAGAUGGAUUACAUGUAUGAUGCAAAGUGAAAAGCAAACAAGAUAUGGGACUAACUUAAGGAUGCAUUGCUUAGUGUAAGAACUAAGACUAAACUUUCCAGGUGGUUAGAAUUUUCUAGCAGUGAUGCUUCCAGCGAGUUCACUGAUGAUGUUUUCUGGUGUUCCAGGACAUCAAAUAGCCCCGGAGGUGUUGUUCUUCUGAUGCAUGAAACACCCCAUCAAAUACUUUUGUAAAUUUGUCAUCUUCAUUAUAAGUAUCGGCUGUGGUUUUGGUACAUGUAAAUGAAGACAGUUUUGUUGAUGUAGAUUUCAUUUAAAAGUUCAUAACCACUGUAGUUAUUAACAUGUACAUGUAGUGAAAUAAAUGUAGCAGUAUGGAAAAAAGUUGUGGUGAAGUGCCUUAUUCAAGGAUUGUGACCUGACUUGUGACUACAUGUAUUAGUAUGACUUAAUUGAGCUUUGAAGUCCUCCUGGUUAAUCAUCUUUUGUUGGCGUCAAUUCAUCACAUUUUUAUUGUCGUUUGUAAUAAUAUUGUUGUUUGUCUAAUUGGACGAAUUUCUUUAUGGAAAUUAUGCUUCCUCAGUAUGUUUCUGUAAUUUUGAUUUGUACAAGUGUGGUGUGCUCUGUUCUUAAAAUGUUUGAAGACUGAUGGUGUGGCUCCAAUCAGUUUUAAGAAAGACAUGAAGAUCUCCUGUAAAUACAUGUAUAACUUUUUAUUUCCUUGCUGGUUGUGGAAUGGGGCAUGCAGAUGCAUACUAGUAGCUAUUUUUAUCCUGGCUUUAUAAAUAAACAUUGCUUUCAUUUCAAAAUA